This is a messenger RNA of Thalassophryne amazonica, 2834 nucleotides long. It is a transcript of the gene masp1, whose product is annotated as mannan-binding lectin serine peptidase 1. Lineage: Eukaryota; Metazoa; Chordata; Actinopteri; Batrachoidiformes; Batrachoididae. Gene Ontology annotation, cellular component: blood microparticle; extracellular region. Gene Ontology annotation, biological process: complement activation; zymogen activation. The record is from RefSeq and is a predicted model, not a curated record. The annotation marks the transcript as partial. Gene Ontology annotation, molecular function: calcium ion binding; serine-type endopeptidase activity. The transcript has 10 exons.
UCUGCAGAUGUGGACGAGUGCGCCGAUAGCGGUGAUGAAGAUCUGCUCUGUGAUCAUUUCUGCCACAACUACAUUGGAGGAUACUACUGUUCCUGUCGCUAUGGUUACCUGCUGCACACUGACAACCGGACCUGCAAAGUGGAGUGCAGCAGCGAUGUGUUUCGAGAACGCUCCGGUGUGCUGAGCAGCAUCGACUUUCCUCACCCGUAUCCGAAAAGCUCCGAGUGUCUGUAUCGCAUUGAGGUGGAGUCAGGCUUCAGACUCCGCCUCCAGUUUGACCCCACCUUUGAUGUAGAGGACCAUCCUGAUGUCCACUGUCCCUAUGACCACCUCAAGAUCUCAGCAGCAAACACAGACUGGGGUCCGUUCUGUGGAUGCCAGCCCCCAGAUCUGAUCCAGAUCGAGUCCAACACCGCCACCAUCCAUUUCCACAGUGACAACUCCGGAGAAAACCGCGGCUGGAGGCUGACGUACACCGCCACAGGAAGUAGAUGUUUACUUCCUGAGAUUCCAGACCACGCCCUGCGGACUCCUGUCCAAUCAGAGUACUUCUUUAAAGAUCACCUGGUGCUGGCCUGUCAGCCUGGAUAUCGGCUGCUGAAGGAUGGAGAGUUCUUUAAUCACUACCAGAUGGACUGUCAGAGUGAUGGGUCGUGGAGCAGCAGCCCCCCACAGUGUCAAAUGGUGGAUUGUGGGAGUCCAAAGGUGGUCGACAUGGCUGACAUUGUGUUUGGUAGCCAUGACAACAGCACACUGUUUGGAGCCACCUUCCAGUACGUCUGCAGAGAUGCCGCCUUCCACCUGCGGCCAGUCAACAGUUUGUACAGCUGCCAGCAGGAUGGAGAAUGGACAAAUUCAGACAUUGGACCCAGACUGCCCAGCUGUCUGCCAGCCUGUGGACAUCCAGUCCGUGACCUUCCUGCCCAGGUGAAAAGGGUUGUGGGCGGUCAGAGGGCAGAGCCUGGCCUGUUUCCUUGGCAGGUCCUGCUCAGUGUUGAGGAUCUGUCUCGUGUUCCUGAGGACCGCUGGUUUGGCUCUGGCGCUUUGCUGUCUGAGUCCUGGGUCCUAACAGCGGCACAUGUCCUGCGGUCCCAGCGGAGGGACACCAGUGUCAUCCCCGUGGUUCCAGAGCAUGUUAAGGUCUUCCUCGGCUUAAAUAAUGCCAGAGACAAACAUCUGUCCCCCAAUCGCUCAGUGGAGGAGAUCUUACUCCAUCCAGACUUUCAGCCGCACAACUACAACAACGAUAUUGCCCUGGUGAAGCUGAGGGAGAAGGUGGAGCUUAAUGAUGUCAUCCAGCCAAUCUGCCUCCCGCCACCACAGACCAAGAAUGACCUCCCAGCACCUCUGCCCAACUCAUUGGGGAUUGUUGCUGGGUGGGGUAUCUCCAACCCAAAUGCGUCCUCCUCAUCCUCCAGUGAUCCUUCCACCCUGACCUCUGACCCCGCUGCAGCUGCUGACCUUGGAAUGACCUCUGACCGACUGCAGUACGUCAAGCUCCCGGUGGUGACGCAGGAUGAGUGCCAGGCAAGCUACACCUCACGUUCUGUCAACUACAACAUCACAGAUAACAUGUUCUGCGCCGGUUUCUAUCAGGGUGGACAGGACACCUGCCUCGGUGACAGCGGGGGGGCGUUUGUGAUGGAGGAUGAGACCAGCAGGCGGUGGGUGGUGUUUGGGUUGGUGUCCUGGGGGGGACCCGAGGAGUGUGGCAGCGAGCGCGUCUAUGGAGUCUACACCAGAGUGGCAAACUACGUGGAGUGGGUACAGAGACAUCUGGAAGCUGCUGCCUUGUAGUGACAGACACACAAGGUUCAGGCUCAGAAACAAAAGCUGGAUCAGAACCGCGGGCUCUGGACACAACGUAACAUCUAUUCAUGUCAAUAAAGGGUAUGUUGACUGUAAGACACAAAGGUUUUUGGUGAUCCCACUUCACUUUAACUACCAGGAAUGUUACAUUAGCAUCUAUGCCUGAAUCAGGGGAACCACCUCUGGAACCACCUGAGUGUAGGAGAUUCUCCAAGGACUGUUUGGGCAUUGAUUCAUAACCCUACCCCCCCAAAUCUAAAUCUGUACCUAAUCCCCUCCAACAGACGCUCAAAUGGACCACUGUUCCAUCUGGGGCAGUCGCUGAUCGCGCAGCCUAGUGAUCCAUGACCCUCACAAGGACCUUACUCAAGGCCAUCAUAGUAAAGGUCAUUCAUGAGGUUGAAAGAUGAACCGUUCUCUCAACUCCCCACCUUCAUUUCCCUCUGUGGUCCAGGUAUUGAACCUUGGACACUUCUCGAGGCUUAAACCAUGUAAGAAUGAGGCUUCGCCUCUGCUGGUGGUACCCAAACAGUCCUUGGAAACUUCCUCACUCCUGACAGUCCUGUUUGUAUGAACACAAAGAGAUAUUUGCUUUGUUGGUUAUUUCACUCUGUACUGGUUUUAGGAGUCAACCCAGUGGCAGAUUUUGGUACGGGCCAUGCGGGCUAUCACCCUGGGCGGCAUUUAUAGGGGGGCGGCACUGUGGGGAUGAGCAAUUAAAAAAAUCAUCUCCACUUCAAAAUGGUUUUCUUGUCACUGUGUGUAGAAUUGGCAAAUUGGUGCCUCCUGCAGGCAGCUGCAGGCGCCCCUGUUUACUGAAGCAGUGAGAUGGUGACAGAAAGGGGAGGGGCGUGCCGUGCACAGAGGACAGGUCACCUCCGGGUUUCUCUAAUGGGACGGACAAGUGGGUGGGUGGGGAGGAGGUUUGUGGGCUAAAGAGCUAAUUGUUCCUCCCCUGAAAGUCAGAUUAAUAAUGUGUCUAAUGUAAGACGUGUUUUUUCCUGGAUGUUUUGUUUUGGAGUAAA